Messenger RNA from Plasmodium gaboni, 1623 nucleotides. RefSeq names its product putative L-seryl-tRNA(Sec) kinase. Gene Ontology annotation, molecular function: tRNA binding; kinase activity. The record is from RefSeq and is a predicted model, not a curated record. The transcript has 6 exons. The coding region runs from base 1 to 1623 and encodes 540 amino acids. NCBI's taxonomy places the organism in Eukaryota, Apicomplexa, Aconoidasida, Haemosporida, Plasmodiidae.
AUGAAUUUUGUUCUACUCUUUUAUGGUCCACCUUGUAGCGGUAAAGAUAAAUUCAUAAAUUACUUGCUUAAAAGAAAUAAGGUGAUUUACUUAUUUCUUUAUUUUUUUGUAAACAUAAAAAAUGAAACAGAAUGUUCCUACAAACAAAAUGUAGAGGAAAAAAAUUUUUUCAUCAAAAUAAUAAAAUAUUAUUAUCAAAUAAAGGAGAGAGAACAAAAGAACAUAUUAAGAACAAUAAGAAGAAAGGAAGAUAAUAUAGCACCCUCGUUUUCAUUUUUAAUAUUUCUAACUAGACAUUUUUUAAAUAUCAUUAAUAAAAAAUCAUCUAUUUUUAUUCUUAAUAAAUAUAAAAAUGCACAAAAUGAAACGUUUGAUCGUUUAGAGGGAAAAAAAAAACAUCAUAAGAACAGUAGAAAAAAAAUAAAAAGAAAAAAUAAUAAUCAGAUAAAUAAUAAUCAUAAAUAUAAUAAAAUAUAUAAAAAGUUCUUUUAUAAACCAUAUAUACAUAAAUAUAAUAAAAAAAUGUUUUUUAUUUUUUACAAAAAAAUAUAUAAAUUCAUAAAAUAUUUUAAAAAAUUUUUAACUUAUAAUUUUAAUACAUACAUAUAUUAUAUAUCAACAGAUCAAAUAGAAAACUUAUUUUAUCACAACACGAACAAUAUUAUAGAUGCAUUUAAAAGACAACAAAUUGAAAGAAUCGAUACUAAUAAUUGUCAUGUAUGUACAUUAAAUAAAUCAAAAUUUUAUAUAUUCCACAAGAAAGAUAAAAAAAUAAAUGGAAAUAUCUUUUAUCCAGUUUUUAAAAAAUCAAACAUAAUAAAUAAAAAUGAUACUGUUUUUAUAAAAUUAAAAAAAACAAACAAAAAAGAAAAGAAAAAACAAAACAAAAAACCAACAAGCUAUAAUCAAAUAAAGUAUUGGAACCUGUCUAGAGAAAUAGCAUAUGAAUAUUGCAAGAAUAUAAUGAGAAGGGGAGGAACACAAAAUAGAAUUAUUAUAUUAAAUGAUACAUUUCAUUUACCUUCCAUGAGAAAAGAAUAUUAUAUUCUUACUAAAAAAUAUCCUUAUAAUUAUAUUCAGACAUAUAUAAAUACUCCACUUGCUACAUGUCUUAAUAGAAAUAAGAAGAGGGUAAAAUUCAAAUAUAUUUCUUCAAAAACUAUUAUUAGAAAUUAUAAAUGUCAUAAAAAAUAUUCUAUCCAAUCAAAGCAACAAAAAUAUUUGUCAAAAAUGAUACAUGUAGUCAAAUCAAAAUAUAAAUGGCAAGAAAAAAUAUUAUCACUUCAAGUUAAUACCUUCUACAAAAAAUAUAAAACUAAGAAGAGUAAACUAGUACAUAUUCUUCGCUUUAUUUACAACCAUUUUGAUAAUUUCAAAAAUAUGGAUACAAUAAAAAUAAGAAAACAUGAUAAGAAGAAAAACGAUAUGAACGCCAACAAAUUAAAUAUUCUCAAUGUAACAAUUAAUAAAAUAAUACAUGAAAAAUUAAAAAACCUACCAAAUGAAAAGAAAAACGAAUAUGCCAAAAGGUUUCAUGUCAUUAAAUUGGAAAUAUUAAAAGAGUGCCGAAUGAAUAAAAUGAUUACUCCAGAAUAUAUAGAUAAAAAAUUGGACAUAUCUUAA